CUCUCAGAAAUCACGCUGAUUCACAACAUCCAGUCAUGGCAUCUCCUCUGCAGUCUCUCCUCACCUUUCCCUCCCUCUUCUUCCUACUUUGCUCUCUUUUCCUUUUCAUUAUUUUCUUAAGAAAAUUGUCAAGAAAACUCCCAUAUCCACCAGGGCCCAAAGGCCUGCCGAUCAUCGGAAAUAUGUUGAUGAUGAAUCAACUGACCCACCGGGGACUAGCCAAUCUCAGCAAGGUGUACGGUGGCCUGCUGCAUAUGAAGAUGGGAGUCUUGCACUUAGUGGUCGUGUCCACCCCGGAGAUGGCUCGUGAAGUUCUCCAGGUGCAGGACAGUGUUUUCGCCAACCGGCCAGCCAGGGUUGCGAUAAAAUAUCUGACAUAUGAUAGAGCGGACAUGGCCUUCGCUCAAUACGGACCCUCUUGGCGGCAGAUGAGGAAGAUUUGUGUGAUGAAGCUCUUCAGUCGAAAACGGGCUGAGUCUUGGGCGUCGGUGAGGGAGGAGGUGGAUUCAACGCUUCAAAGUAUCGCCAACAGAGGUGGGUCUGCUGUUAAUAUUGGUGAAUUGGCGUUGGACCUCACCAAGAAUAUAACGUACAGGGCUGCGUUCGGGUCGAGUUCGCGCGAAAAACAGAAGGAGUUCGUGAAGAUUUUGCAGGAGUUCUCGAGGCUUUUUGGGGCUUUCAACUUUGCAGAUUUUAUACCCUGGCUGGGUUGGAUUCAACGGAAGGAGUUCACUGAGCGACUGGUCAAGGCUCGAGGAUCACUUGAUGAGUUCAUCGAUAAAAUCAUCGACGAUCACAUUGAAAAGAGGAAGAAGCAGAAUAACAGCGGAGAUGAAAGUGAAAGUGAAGCAGAGUUGGACAUAGUGGACGAGUUAAUGGAGUUUCACAGCAAAGAUGUUGCAGCGGAAGACUUGAAUUCUUCAAUCAAGUUCACAAGGGAUAACAUCAAAGCUAUCAUUAUGGACGUGAUGUUUGGUGGAACAGAAACUGUGGCAUCGGCAAUCGAGUGGGCAAUGGCGGAGCUCAUGAAAAGCCCAGAUGAUCUGAAGAAACUGCAGCAAGAAUUAAUAGAUGUGGUGGGCUUGAACCGAAGGUUACACGAGUCCGAUCUGGAGAAGCUCACCUACCUCAAGUGCUGCAUCAAGGAAACCCUCCGGCUCCACCCUCCAAUCCCAGUCCUCCUCCACGAGACCGCCGAGGACAGUGUGGUGGCCGGAUACUCAGUCCCAGCACGCUCAGAUGUCAUGAUCAACACCUGGGCUAUAAACCGAGACAAGACCGCCUGGGAGGAUCCGGAGACGUUCAAGCCAGAGAGGUUUCUGAAGAAGGACGCACCUAAUUUCAAAGGGAGCCACUUUGAGUUCAUUCCAUUUGGGUCCGGCCGGCGGUCGUGCCCGGGUAUGCAGCUUGGGCUGUAUGGAUUGGAUCUGGCUGUGGCUCACCUUGUUCAUUGUUUUAGCUGGGAACUGCCUGAUGGAAUGAAGGCUAGUGAUCUGGAUAUGAGCGAUGUGUUUGGACUCACUGCUCCGAGGGCGAUACAGCUGAUCGCAGUGCCGACUUAUCGCCUGCAAUGUCUGCUCCUUGAGUGAAAAGGAGAAGAAGAUCGUGUUGGUGAUGGAGGCCUGUAAUGAUAUUAAUUUUCUCUUCUAUCUACAAUAAAUAUGCAUGUAUUUUGAAUUUUAGAUCUCUAAGACUUGGUUUGUUUAUGCUUCAAUAUUAAAAAUAAAAUUUGAGAAUAA
Vitis riparia (riverbank grape) is the source of this 1739-nucleotide messenger RNA. Its product is annotated as cytochrome P450 84A1-like. The transcript is spliced from 2 exons. Lineage: Eukaryota; Viridiplantae; Streptophyta; Magnoliopsida; Vitales; Vitaceae. Gene Ontology annotation, molecular function: monooxygenase activity; heme binding; oxidoreductase activity, acting on paired donors, with incorporation or reduction of molecular oxygen. Bases 36 to 1589 code for a protein of 517 amino acids. The record is from RefSeq and is a predicted model, not a curated record. Gene Ontology annotation, biological process: lignin biosynthetic process.